Messenger RNA from Cinara cedri, 16035 nucleotides. The record is from the annotation of a GenBank genome assembly. NCBI's taxonomy places the organism in Eukaryota, Metazoa, Arthropoda, Insecta, Hemiptera, Aphididae.
AUGACGUCUGCUACGGUAAGAUUGUUUUGCCAUAUCGCAGAAAUUAACCUGUGGUUCCUGUCGUUAGUCGUGAUGACUUUACGAAGCGCAGUGGAACUGAUACAAUUCGUAAUCAUGUUGAUAAGGUAUGUGAAAUUGUGUAUUUUUUAAAAUUAAAACAGCCGUACAGAAUUAAUUCCCUAAGUUUUUCUUCCGGGUCUUUAAAACGAUUAGAAUAAAUACACUAUACAAAUAACAAUGCAAUACACUACUUGGACUUUAUGCAUUUGUUCAUAAUAUACACACAUUUUCAUUCAUUUGUGAUAUAAUUUCGAAAACCAUACAUUAGUACCAAUCAAUUCGUAUGGUUUUAUUUUCUUAAAAUUCUUUUGUCGUUAAUUUCACGGGGAAUGUAAAGAUAUGUACAGAAAUAGUAUUAUAUUAUUUUUGAUAUUUUUAGUGUUUUAGAAAUUCGUAUACUCUAAAAAUAAAUUGUAAAUUUAUUUACAGAGCAUUUAUUCGAAACGUAGAACCAGAGGCAGCUAUUCUUGGUAAAUCCAAAGUAGCAACUGCUAACCCCCCUGAGACUUUAUUUCCGGAUGCUACUGUCGGUUCACUACCAACCGACACUACAACGCAACGAAUCGUACCGCCGGUCAAAACACAGUCCAUUACCAAAACGUCAAGUGAGUAGAGCUAUAAUUAUUUUAUAAAACUAAAUUCUCAACAUCGCAACCGUGUACAUUCUAAAGUUCAUUAUACUAUUUCGAAGUAGGGUCUACCACCAUGACUGGAAUAUCGCAUCUGAAUGCUACUGUCGUUCCAGGCAAGACUGACGGUACGACACAGCGCAUUCUACCGCCGGCCAAUACUCAAUCUCCCAUUCGCACUGAUCCACCAAGUUAGUACAGCAAUUAUUAUAAAAUUGAAUCUUAUACAUUAUAAAGUUCAUUAUACUUUUCCGAAGUAGGGUCUACCACCAUGACUGGAAAAUCGCAUCUGAAUGCUACUGUCGUUCUGAGCAAGACUGAUAGUACGACACAGUGCAACUUACCGCCGGCGAAAAUACAACCAAUUACCAAUUCGUCAGGUAAGUAGAGCUAUAAUUAGUUUAUUUAUUAAUUAUUAUAAAAUUGAAUCGUGUACAUUAUAAAGUUAAUUAUACAUUUCCGAAAUAGCGUCUGUCACUUUGACCGAAACAACGUAUCCGACUGCUACUACGCAACACAUUCUACCACCAGCCAAAACACAACCCGUAACCAUUUCGUCAAGUGAGUAUAGCUUUAAUUAUAUUAUAAAACUAAAUUCUCAACAUCGCAAUCGUGUACAUUAUAAAGUUCAUUAUACUUUUUCGAAGUAGGGUCUACCACCAUGACUGGAAUAUCGCAUCUGAAUGCUGCUGUCGUUCCAGGCAAGACUGACGGUACGACACAGCGCGUCAUACCUCCGGCCAAUACUCAAUCUCCCAUUCGUACUGAUCCACCAAGUUAGUACAGCAAUUAUUAUAAAAUUGAAUCGUGUACAUUAUAAAGUUAAUUAUACAUUUCCGAAAUAGCGUCUGUCACUUUGACCGAAACAACGUAUCCGACUGCUACUACGCAACACAUUCUACCACCAGCCAAAACACAACCCGUAACCAUUUCGUCAAGUGAGUAUAGCUUUAAUUAUAUUAUAAAACUAAAAUUUCAACAUCGCAACCGUGUACAUUCUAAAGUUCAUUAUACUUUUCCGAAGUUGGGACUACCACCAUGACUGGAAAAUCGCAUCUGAAUGCUACUGUCGUUCCGGGCAAGACUGACGGUACGACACAGCGCCUCAUACCUCCGGCCAAUACUCAAUCUCCCAUUGGCACUGAUCCACCAAGUGAGAACAGCAAUUAUUAUAAAAUUGAAUCGUGUACAUUAUAAAGUUAAUUAUACAUUUCCGAAAUAGCGUCUGUCACUUUGACCGAAACAACGUAUCCGACUGCUACUACGCAACACAUUCUACCACCAGCCAAAACGCAACCCGUAACCAUUUCGUCAAGUGAGUAUAGCUUUAAUUAUAUUAUAAAACUAAAUUCUCAACAUCGCAAUCGUGUUUAUUAUAAAGUUCAUUAUACUUUUUCGAAGUAGGGUCUACCACCAUGACUGGAAUAUCGCAUCUGAAUGCUACUGUCGUUCCAGGCAAGACUGACGGUACGACACAGCGCAUUCUACCGCCGGCCAAUACUCAAUCUCCCAUUCGCACUGAUCCACCAAGUUAGUACAGCAAUUAUUAUAAAAUUGAAUCGUGUACAUUAUAAAGUUAAUUAUACAUUUCCGAAAUAGCGUCUGUCACUUUGACCGAAACAACGUAUCCGACUGCUAUGAAGCAACACAUUCUANGCCUUUAACGUCAAUUCCGAAAAGUUGUUUUUUGUUUUCGUUCAUAUUUCGCAUUUCAGCUUAACUUGAUUAGAAUUUAUUAAACAACAUCAAUUGAUUUAAAGACAUUUUUCUCGUCUGUUAUUAAUAAAAUAUUUAUUAAUUUAUUUGUUUCAAAUAUUUUCAAUACUGUAUUCUUGUAUUAUACUCGUACAAUUAUAAUGACGUCUGCUACGGUAAGUUUGGUUUGCUAUAUCGCAAAAAUUAACCUGUGGCUCCUGUCGUUAGUCGUGAUGAUUUUACGAAGCGCAGUGGAAUUGAUACGAUUCGUAAUUAUGUUGAUAAGGUAUGUGAAAUUGUAUAUUUUUUAUGAUUUUUAUUAGAUAUGUACAGAAAUAUUAUUAUAUUAUUUUUGAUAUAUUUAGUGUUUUAGAAAUUUGUAUACUCUUAAAAUUAAAUCGUUAAUUUAUUUACAGAGCAUUUCUUCGAAACGUAGAAACAGAGGCAGCUAUUCUUGAUAAAUCCAAAGUAGCAACUAUUACGCCCCCUACGACUUUAUUUCCGGAUGCUACUGUCGGUCCAAGACCAACCGACAGUACAACGCAACGCAUCUUACCGCCGGCCAAAAUACAACCCGUUACCAAUUCGUCAAGUGAGUAUAGCUAUAAUUAUAUUAUAAUACUAAAUUCUCAACAUUGCAAUCGUGUACAUUAUAAAGUUCAUUAUAAUUUUCCGAAGUAGGGUCUACCACCAUGACUGGAAUAUCGCGUCUGAAUGCUACUGUCCUUCCGAGCAAGACUGAUAGUACGACACAGUGCAACCUCCCGCCGGUCAAAACACAACCAAUUACCAAUUCGUCAAGUGAGUAUAGCCAUAAUUAUUUUAUAAAACGAAAUUUUCAACAUCGCAAUCGUGUACAUUCUAAAGUUCAUUAUACUUUCCCAAAGUAGGAUCCGCCACCAUAACUGAGACAACGUAUCCCAAUGCCACAGUCGGUCCGAGCUCAACCGGCUGUAAUACGCAACGCAUUCUACCGCCGGCCAAUAUAAAAUCUCCCGUUAGCACUGAUCCACCAAGUAAGAAUAGCAAUUAUUAUAAAAUUAAAUCGUGUACAUUAUAAAGUUCAUUAUACUUUUCCGAAGUAGGGUGUACCACCAUGACUGGAAAAUCGCAUAUGAGUGCUACUGUCGUUCCGAGCAAGACUUAUAGUACGACGCAGCGCAUUUUACCGACGGUCAAAACACAACCAAUUACCAAUUCGUCAAGUGAGUAAAGCAAUAAUUAUUUUAUAAAACUAAAUUCUCAACAUCGCAACUGUGUACAUUCUAAAGUUCNGAAUAUCGCAUCUGAAUGCUACUGUCGUUCCAGGCAAAGCUGACGGUACGACACAGCGCAUCAUACCUCUGGUCAAUACUCAAUCUCCCAUCGGCACUGAUCCACCAAGUGAGAACAGCAAUUAUUAUAAAAUUGAAUCGUGUACAUUAUAAAUUUCAUUAUACUUUCCCGAAGUAGGGUCCGCCACCAUAACUGAGACAACGUAUCCCAAUGCCACAGUCGGUCCGAGCUCGACCGGCUGUAAUACGCAACUCAUUCUACCGCCGGCCAAUACAAAAUCUCCCGUUAGCACUGAUCCGCCAAGUGAGAAUAGCAAUUAUUAUAAGAUUAAAUCGUGUACACUAUAAAGUUCAUUAUACUUUUCCGAAGUAGGGUCUACCAUAAUGACGGGAAUAUCGCGUUUGAAUGCUAGUGUCGUUCCAGUCAAGACUGACAGUACGACACAGCGCAUCAUACCUCCGGCCAAUACUAAAUCUCCCAUUGGCACUGAUCCACCAAGUGAGAAUAGCAAUUAUUAUAAAAAUUGAAUCGUGUACAUUAUAAAUUUCAUUAUACUUUUCAGAAGUAGGGUCCGCCAACAUGACUGAAACAUCAUAUCCCAAUGCCACAGUCGGUCCGAGCUCGACCGGCAGUAAUACGCAAAGCAUUCUACCGCCGGCCAAUACAAAAUCUCCCGUUAGCACUGAUCCGCCAAGUGAGUACAGCAAAUUAUUAUAAAAUUAAAUCGUUUGUAUAUUAUAAAGAAAGUUAAAUAUUCGUUUACACCGAUUAAAAUACUAUCUACAUAUAUUUUUUUUUUUUUUUAUUGAGUAGGUAAGGCUUCAACUAUUAAGCUUCAACUAUUAGUCUUUAUUAAUUACACAAUAUUGUUCUUAAGACUAUGGAGAUACAUUAUUAUUGUGAUUUUAAUCAGGGGAAGUUAGUGAGACAUGUUAUUUUUUAAGUAGUUUUGCAAUGCCUAUAUUAAUAAAAAAUUGUAUAUAUUUUUGGAGUUUUCUUCGCCGUAAAAAUAAGGACAAUCUAAAAUUUUUUCCGAACACAAGCAUUACAUAUAUACCUAAUAUAGUUUACGGAAUUUAAAGUUAAAAUGAUAUUCGGUCAAGAUAUCCGCAGGAAUAUAAUUUACGAAUAAAAGAAAUACCUUUUGUAUACAUUAUACAUUAUUUUUAUUAGGUGUGAAUGUGUCGAGUUCUCAAAAACCCAACACAGCUGCAACGGUCAAAUCUAUAAAACGCUGCAAAGAAACAAUACAUAUUAUUUUCAAAAUGAUGAAUGAACAUAAUCUACAAACAAAGGUUAAUAUUAUUAUAUUGUUAUUUACUUACACGAAUUGAAACUAGUACGAAUAAUUUUAGUCAAAUACGCUGUGGCCGGUGUAAUACUAUACGUUAAUAAUUUGUUUAUUUUAUUUUAUAUCAUUUAUAGUGUAAUGAAGUAAAAAAUAUAAUCGUCGAAACUGAAGAAAAGUGUAUACCGUGGUUAGCACGGUAUAUUGUAACAAGCUAUAUCAAUAUCAAAUCAAAUUACCGUACUAAUAUAUACUUAAAUUUUUUGAAUUCGUUAAACAGCGAAACACUCAUACAGUUAAUAACGUUGGAAACAGAAACAUCCAUAAAAGUGAGAAGGAAGAUUUUUUUUUAUUUUUAUUUUUUAUAUCAUGAUUAGGGAACAGAUUUAUAUGCAAUUUAAAUCCGCUAAAAACCAUUAAAAAAAUAUUAUAGAAAAGCAAAAGCGGUAGAGUGAUUUUGAACUCGUUAAAAAACGACAAACUUACGGAAUUAAUAACGUUGGAAACCGAAACAAAUAUUAAGGUGAGUAGGACUAUUUUUCUAUUUUUUUUUUUUUACAUUAUAAUUAAGGAACAUAUUUAUAUAUGAUUAAUUUCCGCAAAAAACACUUAAAAAAGUAUUUAAAAAAGCAAAUUUAGUAGAGUGGUUUUAAAAAUUCCCUACUCUAUCUGUUCUAGCUCAUUAAACAAUAUUGUUUAACACUAACAAAUAAUUAACACGAAGUAUUUUUUUUAAUAACACUUACAAAUUUGUUUUGAAAAAAUAAUUUGAUUCUAAUAAUUUGUAUGGUGUUAAAAACAAUUGUUGUUAAGUGAAAGCUAUUGGAUAGGGGAACUUUAAAAUCUGUCUAUUAUUAUCUCUUUUUCAAACAUUUAAAACGCUAUUUUUCAGGGCUUUUUUGAUGUUUUUAAGCGCCUUUUUGUAAAUUUCAAGUUUGUGUAAAUCCCUUUCCUAAUGAUGAUGAAUACGGUAAAUUUUAAAAUAAUAUCUCGCGUAUCUCGUUAGGCACUAUUGAGUCGGGGCGAGUUGAGUUCUGUUUGUAGGAAAACCUUGAUCAAUUUGAGAAGUUGGUACGUGAUGAUGACCCUGGCAAAGAAAAAGCCGAUUAGUACGACAUCUGAAGACUCGACGACAUCAUUGAUAAUGGCGUAUCAAGGAGGAGAGGGCAAAUUGAUGUACACUCUACCGCUUGUAACCGGAAUUCUGGAAACAUGUGCUUACAACGCAGUAUGUCGGAUACGUUUCAUUUUUAUCGGUUUAAUUGCUGAUAAUUCGUUGGUAUAAUAUAAUUCUAUUUUGUUUCAUUAUAGGUGUUUAAUACUAUCAGCCCGUGGACGUUGGAUGUAUUAUACUUUUUGAAUGAACUAUACUGUCAACCGGAUUUGAAAUUCAAGUUCCAAUUUGAAAUGGAAAUUUUAUUCAAAAAAUUAAAAUUUGAACUCGAGGUGAAAAUAUCAAUAAUGUUAUAAAUCAUUAUCUGUAAUCUCAAAUUUUAUAUUUCUGUUAUUUAUGAUUUAAAGCCUGCAACGAGAUGUUUCAUUGAAGAUGCAUAAAAGAUUGUUGCGUACGAACGUCUUAAAACUGAAACAGAAAUGUAUUUUCUUGCACAUGUCUGCGUUGUUUCUCUAUCGGGNUGCGUACGAACGUCUUAAAACUGAAAUAUAAAUGUAUUUUCUCGCAGAUGUCUGCGUUGUUUCUCUAUCGGGUCGACAGCGGUAUUUGGAUCAGAUUUUUUUUUCUAUUAUCUAUUCUGCUUGAAUUAAUGUAUUUUUACGAAACCUUAUAAAAAUACAAUACCGUUGUUAACAAUAUUUUGUAUUUUUUUUUCUGUUUUUGUAGUGUUUUCUACUAUGAUUUUAUCGAAUUUAUAGUUUAACCAAAAUAAUGUUAUAAAUUGAAAAAAAAUUGACUGUGGAAAUGACCGAUACAUAAAUCACGAAAAAAUAAAUAGCCUAUUAAGUAGAUUUACAUGCACACGCUAUCUCAUGUAUAAUAUAAACAAAUUCUUUGAUAUGUUNUGUGAACAUUAUUUAGUAUUUUUUUUUCUGUUUUUGUAGUGUUUUUCUACUAUGAUAUUAUCGAAUUUAUAGUUUAACCAAAAUAAUGUUAUAAAUUGAAAAAAAAUUGACUGUGGAAAUGACCGAUACAUAAAUCACGAAAAAAUAAAUAGCCUAUUAAGUAGAUUUACAUGCACACGCUAUCGCAUGUAUAAUAUAAACAAAUUUUUUGAAAUGUCGAUAUGUUGAGAUGAACGGNUUUAUAGUUUAACCAAAAUAAUGUUAUAAAUUGAAAAAAAAUUGAAUGUGGAAAUGACCGAUACAUAAAUCACGAAAUAUUAAAUAGCCUAUUAAGUAGAUUUACAUGCACACGCUAUCGCAUGUAUAAUAUAAACAAAUUUUUAGAUAUGUUUAGUUAUCCAGAUGAACGUUUUCGUCAAAAUUUGAUCAUAAAACAAUUAUUAUAAAAAAAAAAAAAAACUAUUAUACAUUAAUACUAUUUACUAAUUAUAAAAUAAUGAACCUUGUAAUAAAUUGUCAAGUAUGUUUGGUAAAAUAGUUUUAUGCAUACCUAUAUUACCGAAUAAAAAUGCAAUGUAUGUAUAUGUUAGUACCUAUGAAACAAUCAUUUUUACUAUUAUUACCUCACAGUUUUUAUUCAACAUGUAUGCGUCAAAUGUUUUAAUUUGUAUAUUAAUAUUGUAAACUAGGUUAUCAUAAUUUGUAACCUUUAACUUUUAGAUUUUGAUUGUAGCGAUGGAGCUUUUGGUUAUACAGAGAUGUUUAUUUUUUCCUGUGCACAACUUCCUUUUAAUCAACAAUUUUACUCAAACUUAUAUUGAUAGCAAUAUUUCUAAAACGAAAUUUCACUGGGAAGUACUUUAACGAGUUUACUUUCCGAUUUUCUCAGUCGUUUUCCCAGCAAAUGUUUAAAACCGGGAUAAAACAUAGGAAAACCAUGUAAAAAGUAGGAAAAUUGGAAAAAUCGGUACAAAGUUAAUCAAAUAUUAUUUAAGGAAAUAUAUUUAGCCUAUUUCAUUAUAUAACUAUAAAUUAACAUAUAUAUUGUUGACAAUGCCUCUCUAUCAACUGAACUCCAUUCGAAAUGGUUUUUUUGGUAAACAAUGGUUUAUCGUUGCUUACAGGUAUAAAUUAAAUUAUCCAUAACAGUUGGUGCACUUAUCCCGUUUAUCCUAGGACGCCUUUUUUUUCCACGCAUUUUUAUAAAAUAUUAACUUUACAUUUUCUUAACCUUUCGAAAAGUGUUUAUUUAUAUGUAUAUAAUAAUAUUUUUUUUUUUUUUUGUUACAAUUUAAGUACUAUUAUAAUUGUAUGUAGGUAAUUUACAUGUUUAUCAUACAGCUACAUAUAUUAUCAACGUGUUUUGUAACCCUCAUAUUAUUUUUCAUUAAUGACAAAAUAACGUACGCAUUACAAUAAUCAUUAUACAUUAUUAGAUUAUAAAAUAUAAAGUGCACAUAAAUCUCUUCGGAGACUUUAACGAAUGCUACUGCGGUUCUUUCAUACGAGGCGGCCGCAAAGUAAUUAUUUAUUCGAAAAAAUUAAACGUAGUUAAACGAUAAAUAAAAGAAAUGUAUAUAAUAUAUUUAUAUAUAUAUUUCAUAUUUGAGACUAAACCUCCUAAACGUAACGUAAAAAAAUAAAAACUCUCGAGACCAUUUAUCAAUCACAUCAUAAUUAUGUGCAUUUCCGCGUUUUGAACGUGUGCUGGUUACUCGGUCCUCGCACGCGUUCGAAUUUUCUCACGUAUAAAAAAAUAUGCUUGUGUAUUUUUAUCGUUUAUAACGUGACUAUUUCCUAGUGAGUAGGUUCAACCGCUACCGCCAAGCAUAAGGAAAUAGUGUUUAUUCGUUAAUAUUAGCACCUGUGUUAUAAAUACCUACACCGAACCAAUGACAGCCGGACAUAUAACUUUUUAACGUUUUUAUAUUCUGCGGAUGAUAUGUUUUAUUCUGUUUGUCUUUCAACACGGUAUCGACCAAAAGAAUAUUUACCUAGAUUUAAGAAAACAAUUCUUUCAAAUAAAAAUAUGUCUGAUGUUACCUAUAGUAAAAUUAAAUAGUAUUAGUAUAUAAAGGUUAACACAUAGUGAUAAUGCUCCCAAAAAUUUACAAAAAAAUGUAUGGUCCACCGGUAUACACUGGGACACCCCGGUAAUUAUUUACCCGGUGAUAUAUCUGACCGAAAUUAUAGAACUUUAGGGGAAUUUAUAAUCUUUAUAAACAUUUUACCCACCGCGAUCAAAUUUUCCCCGUGAAUUUUUAACGAAAGGUAAAUAUUAACUAUAAUGAAAUAUAUACUCCCUAGCAGUUAAUCGAGGGGUUAUAUAAUUUUCGUAAUGAAGUUUAAUCGGCAGGUUAAAUAUUCACUAGAUAAUGAAAUCUGACCGAGGGCGAAGGGUCAAGUAAAAUGGGGAAUAGUUUUGGACCAAAUUUACUGAUAGCGCACUCAUAGGUCUUCAUCAAACGGAUUAAGAUCUGCAGAUAACAUCUUGAAGAAAAAUAUUUAAAAUUUUAAAAUUUUCAAUUUGAUGGCCUCACCAGAUUUUGAUUUCUUGGUUAUACUCGGAGGAAAAAUACCGCGAACCGCGUCGUCUACCGUAAGUAUAUCUCAUUAUUCUCAUAAGUUAUUGUGUAUAUGUGUAUUUUUUUUUUAAAUACCUACCUAAUAAUAAUAUUAUUAUGUCAAUAUUACGCGUCUACGUUAUUCGAUCUGGUCUGUUCAAACGGUCUGCCCACGGGAUUUACCGCGACCAUGUGACGCUCGGUUUUUUUUUUUUUCGUAUAUACCUACCUAUAGGUAUACAGAUUUUCGGGUGGGCGCGCGGAAAUGGCGAGUUUAGAGGACACCUGUGUCGUACAUUAAAAAAAAAAAAAAUUAAUGAUAUUAUUAUUGCUGUCAGAUAGGCGUAUAUUCGUAUAUUACAUACACUGACACGUACCUUAAUUCAAAAUAAUAUUGUGUUCCGAUGAUAAAACGAUGUGCGACGGUUUUGCAUCGAUGAAUAGUCGCGGACACGAGCGCGCGCGACUUUAACGACCGGACUACAGUUUUUUUUUAAUUUUUCCUGUAGACAACUUUUCUUCCAGAAAUGUUACCCCGAUUUCUAAGUGUAUCAACUUUUCUAAACGUAAAUCGGACUGAGGGCGUACUUUAGGGAGGCCAUUUUUUGAUUUUCUCAGGAUUUUUUCCGAUAAAUGAGAAAACCGGGAAAAACAUAGGAAAACGGGAAAAUAGAUACAAUAUUAAACAAAUAUUAUUAAAGAAUAUAUAUAAUGCCUAUUCAACUAUUUUACCAUAAUAUGACAUAUAUACUGUUUACAGAGCAUCACGAUCAACUGAACUCCGCUCAGAAUCGUUUUUUCGUUAGCAAUACUUCGUCGUUGCUGACAGGUACACAUUAAAUUACUUAUAACAUGCGGUGGCUGCACCCGACCCCAUUAUCCUAGGACGUCUUUUCUUUUCUUUUCUUUUACGUUUUCCAAAACCGGUUCGGCUGAUUUUUAUAUUGUUGUGGCAUACACCUUUUAUUUUUAGUACGUUUGUUACACUGCAGCAACACUCGCGCUGAUGGCAUAAAUCGUUCGGUCGGACGAAGACGACGGGCGGACAGGAUAUGGUUAUAUGUACGCAUACAUACACGUAUAUAAAAUGAUGGCCGAGCGUGUGUACGCACUUUUGGAUGUCGUCGUCGACAACGAUGGUAAUAAUAAUUGGGGGUGUUAGGGGGGAGGGGGUAAUAUACAUAUAAAUAAGGCUGCAUCCGAAAUCCGUCCCAAAUAAAAAAUUUGAAUUUAAGGACAUACUAGUUCCGUCCCGGUCUUUUAAAAUUAAUAUACUGAUUCCGUCCUGUGUAAUUUAUUUGGUCGCACGAGUUCCGUCCCGUUUUCUAUUUUCUACACUAUUUUUACGACUGCGGUUACAAUUGUACAUUAUUUAGAAAUAAAGAUAAUAUUGCUUUCAGUUAUUGCAUUAAAUAAUCGAACUUUAAUAUUAUUUGAAUUUUUUCUGUGUUUUAACAUUAAUAUGAAAAAUGUCUAUAUAAAUUAUUAAUUUUUUAUAUCAUAUAAAUUUAAUUCAAUAAGAAAUUGUUAUUUGUGAAAGUAUAUACUACGUUUAAAUUGUUUGUACCUAACACUUAUGUAUUGUAAUAUUGAUAAAAAUAUUUUUAAUCGGGACGGAAUUGGUAUGAAAAAAGGUUAUUGGGACGGGACUCGGAUACAGCCAUAAAUAAAACUACCAAUUUCUCGGAGACAAUAAAAUACCGAACGGAUUGAGCGCUAAAAAAAAUCCCCGUUUAUUUUAUAGUUCCCGACUCUCGAUGGUAUAGGACACGUAUAUCGUCUUGCUAUACUAUUUGAUAUGAAGAAUAAAAUUAAUGCGCGAAUCGCGGACCACUACGCGGCAGCAGCAUUGUCCGUCUUUGGAGUUGUCGUCGAUUAUACGGUGUAAUACUGAUAGAGGUGAUCGAUCAUACUUGCGGUUCGUAGAUUAACGGAUGUAUAAAUACAAUAAUAUUUCAUAUAGUGACGAUAGUGGUUUUACGACCCACGGGGCAAACAUUAGUUUUACAUCUUGUAUUUAUAAUUGACAAUCGUUGCUUUUUUUUAGUUGUCCUUGCCUUUUCAUUAUAAAUCUUUAUUAUGAAAAUUUUGUCUGAAUAGUGUAAUCAAUGAUGCUUUUUUUGUUUUCCUUUUAGUUUUCUUAAUAAUUGAAAAAACCGAGAGAAAGAUAGGAAAAUGGACAUAUAUCCUCUCGAUAAGGAUUUCUGUAAUUUUCUAUUAUGUUUUGUUAUUGUAAUUCGGUUAAAAAUAUUCAUAUAAACAUGACAUUUUCACGAUUUAUAUUAGACUUUUCUAGAUGUUGUAAAAUUUUCAAAACAUUCUUGCGAUUUUGUGCUAUUUAUAGUUGAUUAAAAAUAUUUUUGUUCACAUAAAAUUGUUAUACAACUCCGCAGUUAGAAGCUACUUACUCAAAAUAAUACAUAUAUGUGCAAACGAUUUUACGUCGAAGUGAAAGAAUACUCUAUUCUUAUUAGCUAUUUGAUUUUAUAAAAAAUGAAUCUCAGAAAGAUCCGAAAGUGAACGUAAACGUUAUGUAAUUAUAAUGAAAUAAUGAAAAACUAUAACCUAGAAUUACUUAUACUUUAAUAAGUCUAAUACACAAUAUGUACUAUAUAUAAACAAAAAUAAAUAGGUUUUUAAAAUUUUACCACGUUCUAGAAAAGGCUAAAAAGUUUUCCGCCCAAAUUUCAAGUCUCUAUGAAUAUUUAACUGAAUAAAAUUAUAAAAUCAAAAUACAAAAUAAUAUAAAAAUUAUUUCGUAAAUUUUUCCGUUCUUUUAUGUUUGUUUUCAGCUUCAAUUAUUAAAAAAACUUUAAGCCGUACAAAUUUAAAAUGAUAAAAUCAUUGUGCCAUAAUUUGAAAAAAUCGUGUUUUUCGCCUUUUUUGUUUUUUCCGAACUAUUAUGAAAAAUAUUGUAGAUAGAUAUCAAAAAAUAACUACCUCUAUCAGUGGCUAUAUUUUAAUAGAAAUAGAAUCGAACUCUAGUCACUACUCGAUUCGAGUAAUGUUUUUUAGUAGAAAACAUAAAUUACAAAACCAAAAACAAUUUUAAAUUGGUAACCUUCGAUUUUCUUUCGGGUUUUUCCCAAUUAUUUCGUAAAACUCUUUGGAUUUAAAAAAAAACAACCCUUUAUAAUGCCCUAAAUAGACAAAACUUCCUUUCAGAAAAAGUACUAUAUUCUGUACAUCGCAGCAAGAAUCCUUUUCAAAAAAUUGUUUACAGAUAGAAAAAAAAAACACACAUUAUAAUAAAACCAAUAGAACGCUACGUUCCGAAUCUAAAAAUAUGACGUAAUACCAAUGACUGUGCAGCCACUGUUAUAGCUGGGAAGUUGAGAAUGUAAGAUAUAUAUUAUUAAGGUUGCUUAAUUUGUAUCAGUAAGCUAGUAGUAAAUCAGUAGCACCGACAAACCACCGCUAACAUAUUUUUUGACUAUAGUAGGAUUUCUGGUGGAAAAUUUUUUCGAACAGAAAAAAAAUAAUAAAAAUACAUCAUAGUACAAUUAAUGCAUUCAUCACACCUCUCCAGAUUUUUUCCCUUGAAAAUCUUUUUUUUAGAUAUGCGUUAAACGAUUAAUUAUUUGUGUAUAGUAAAAACUUGUGUAUAGUUAGAAAUUUGGGGAGGCGCGGCCCCUGGGCCCCCCUGAAUCCGCCACUGCUAGUAGAUCAAUUCACGGUAUUUGAAUGUUAAGAACGUGCAGAACUAAUUCAAAACUUUAAUCAUCUUCGGAUUUUAUUGUACGCAUGUCAUAGUAAUAUUAAUUGGCAAUAGGAAAACCGACUGUCGGAAAUACAGCCAACACAAGAAGUGGUGAAUCUGGAGAGCGCUAAUAAAUAUAUAAGCCGAGAUGUGUUAUUAAUAGAAUCCGUCAUGGCUGUGCUCGAACUAGGGAAAAUUUCUGACAGAAGAUCUAAAGUGCGAUUGUAGGGAUAUCUAAUCAAUAGAACAUUUAUAUGAAGAUACAGACUUGCCGGGAUCUGGUGCAAUUUUGAUUGUUUUAUAUACGGAGACCCUGACGAAAUACCGAUCGGGAAAAAUCAAGAAAAUGAUUGCACGUCGUCACGUGCAAAAGAAAAACAAAAUGAUGACAAAUAUGCAAUUUUAUUUGAAAAUCUAUAAUCUCUGUAAUUAAAUUAAAUUAUAUCGUUCACGCCUUACAAAUAAAUACAAAACUACUGGUUUGAAUAUUUGUAUCUAUUUGUUUUCGUAGUUUUCUUUUAUUAUUGUUCGUAUUGCCGAUUGUGUUUGACAAAAUUAUUAUAAUAAUAUAAUAUACUCGCCACUCGGAGGAUAGGAUAACAAUCGGACGAAAAGACAAUUCAAUUCAAUUAUUUUGGAAGAGCUUCCAAACCCGCAGCGUCAUCUGUAUAAUAUAUUCGUAUAAGACGACACUUCAUACUAUAUACUACAUUAUCUUAUGAUCAUUGUGAUAUUAUGUUUGUUCUAAAAACGACGGGGUGCCGCCAACAAGUAUUAGGCACCUAUAUAAUAUAAUAAUAAUAAUAAUAAUAAUAAUACUAUAAUUCUGUUACAGUAUUCUGUAUCACGCACGAGACACGUGUAUAUUAAUCAACCAAUGACCCCGAGAUUUUGAAAGUGCGCCAACUGACCAUGCCUAAGUAUGUGGGUGCUCCCGCCAUCAUAUUAAUAUACACCAGUAAAACAUAAUAUACAACCGGCCGCAAUCGUAUAUUUUCCAUUCAUGAUUUCCAUGCGAAUACGACUUACUAUAACAUAUUAUAAUAUUGGCGCCUACUAUACAGCUGUAAUAAUACACUAUACACUAUAGAUUAUAAUAAUAUUCAAUUGAAAUAUUACGCGAUUUUUUCGCAAAUUAAUUGUAGCUGAUAUUUUUCAAUAAAUACUAUUUUUAGCAUUACUGUAGGUACGAUAUUUGAUCUGUAUCCGGCAGAUACCAUAAUAACAUAGUACGUAUAUUUAUUAGGCGGUUUAAUAUUUUAUAUCAUUUGGGUUCAAUGUGUUUUAAUCUAUUUCAAAUCGAGACCGGGUAAAAUCCAAUAAAAAAAGGUACAAAUCAAGUUAAUUGUAACAUUUUUAACUUAGCUUUUAUAACCUUUGAUGUUUUUAUUAACUCGCGUUUGAAUUAUUCAAUUAAUUAAUAACGGGUUAAUUUUUAUCUAUAGGUCAUCGCCUAAAAUAUAUUGUGCAGUGUCUACGACAUUGAUAGUGUUGAACGAAAUCGUAUUAGCUCAGUUUAUUAACUCAAGAAAAAAAGCGCACAUAAUAGUAAAACCAAUAGUUCUCUUGCUACGCUCCGGAUCUAAAAGUGUUUUGAUUAAUUUAAUAUUAUGUUAAGGUUUAGACUUAAGUCAGGCCGUCCACUAAUAAAAUUAUCAUAAUUUUUCUAUUAUUUAAAAAUUUCGAAUUUUUGUUUUAAUCUGUGGUUACAUUAUUAAGUUUGACAAAUAAACAUUUAUUUAUAUAUCUGUAAUAACCGACAUUGAUAAUAUACACUACUAUAUUAUAGCGUAAUCACAAGUCAAACACAAGCAACGGUUCUACAACUGGGGCAUAAUUGUUAAAUAAUAUUGUAUACUCAAUCAAUAGUAUAAUAGUAAGUCUUAAAAUAUCGGUGUAUGGUAUACAGUAUAGACGGUAUAGCAUGCGUCAUGUGUGAUAACAGAUUUGCGUUCAGGAAAACAAAAUCGUAAAAUUAAAGUUUUCUGUUCUCUAGCUGAUUGUUGGGUAGUUAUUUUAUAAUAUUUUAAGUAACGCGAAAUGUAUAGAUAACGUAUUUUAUUUCACUGGAACACUAUUAUGGAUCGUUUUGUUAUUCAGAAAUUGACAACUACAGAUGAUGGAAGUGUAUAGAAAAAAUAUUAAAAUUUAAAACAACAUUUAUUAUAAUUUAUGUAAUGAUAUAUUGAGUAUUAUGAACAUUUUUUUUUUAUAUAAUUUUAGACUUUGAGCGUAGCGGGGGAUCUUUUGGUUUUAUAAUGAUAUGUGAUUUUGUAUUUUGUAUUUUUUGUGUCUAUGAGCAACUUUUCUACUAGAAAUAUUGCUUCAAUAAAAACAGCUACCUUACCUACGAACAACAUACCUUUUUUAUUGAAUUUUUAAUCUAGUAAGUGAGCAAGAAAGCCGUUUUUGAUUUUUCCCAUAGUUUUUUUUUUUUAAUAACUGGAACCGAAUAAAACAGAAAAAAUGUGAAAAUUUACGAAAAUAAUGCUUUUAUUAUUUCCAUUUUUUUUUUUUUUUUUAUUGUUGUUGUAAUUAUGUUAACAUUAUCCGUAGAGACAUGAAAUUUACACAGAAAACAUAUAUUUGACUUUUAUAGACUUGGUAAAAAACUUUAACACUUUCGAAACAUUUAGUGGAGCACUAUUCAAACGCUACACGCCGUGCCGCCACAUAAAUGAUACUCCACUACUUUAUUCCGAUCCAAAUUUAAAAAUGGAAUAUCUCGUGAACGGGUUGACAGAAAUCGAAAACUACGAACCAUUUGAAAAUCAAAAGUUGAUAGUUAUUUCGCCCCAAAAGUAA